Penicillium bovifimosum is the source of this 3252-nucleotide messenger RNA. RefSeq names its product putative sensor histidine kinase/response regulator TcsB/Sln1 (gene tcsB). The record is from RefSeq and is a predicted model, not a curated record. The coding region runs from base 1 to 3252 and encodes 1083 amino acids. Gene Ontology annotation, molecular function: phosphorelay sensor kinase activity. Gene Ontology annotation, biological process: phosphorylation; phosphorelay signal transduction system. The transcript is spliced from 7 exons. NCBI's taxonomy places the organism in Eukaryota, Fungi, Ascomycota, Eurotiomycetes, Eurotiales, Aspergillaceae.
AUGCGAGUUCCAAUUGCUUUGCAGCUUGCGCUGCUGGUAUUGCUGACGGCGGUCUCCGGUGUCGCGGUGCUCUCCAUUACCACGUGGUUUACCACCUACAAUUUUGUAGUCGACGUUGAGUCGAAGGGCCUCGAACUUGUCGCGACCAUCAAGGCCAGUCAGAUUGCCUCGAAUCUAGACCUCCUCGAAAUAACCUGCAAGACCAUCGCGACACGAAUCCUGAUACAAUCCGCCCUGGCACGCUACUAUGCCGGAAAUGUGUCGGACGAAAAUUGGACUAAUUCCAUCGCGGAUGUUCAGUCGGCACUGGGUAGCAGACCAUAUAUGAGCCUUUACCAGGCCAUCAUAUAUUCUAAGAAUGGGGAAGGAGGCAUCGGUCCCUUGCUCAACCAGACCAGUGACACAGUUCCGGAUAUCAUCCUCCCAUAUAGCCACCCAAACGGGACACCUGUCAACCUGGGAGACGAGGGGCUGGGCUACCCUCCGUCACUCUACCCGAAUUUGACUUACAGGAGCGUGCCAGGAAAUGCUUCGACAAUUGUCUAUUCAUUUUCCGAUUACACACUUGGACUGAACUCAGCACUGCUUCUUGGUCCACUGAAAGUCAACAGCUCGUUUUCUCUUAUCUCACUGACCUUGCCUAUUGUCAAUAACACUUCCAACACAGAGGUUUUGGGCUUCAUGACUAUUGUCGCUAGUGCAGAAAACCUUCAAAGUGUCGUCAACUCACGAGAUGGGUUAGGAAAUACUGGCCAGGUUCUCCUCAUUGGCCCUACCCGACCGGCGAACACAUUCCUCUCCGAUGAGCAGCCCGCUACGGCUACAUCUGCCGCUGAUGCCGCGGCCCUCGAGAGAGCACAGGUUCACUACAUCUUCGAGCCCACUCCUCUACCCACCCAGGCUAGCCGACAUCCUGGCAUGUCGACCGAUACUCCGUUUGCCCUUUCGAAAUACCCCCUUGCACUGAAAGCUAUGCUGCAGCCAUAUGCGAGCCGAGACAAAUCUGUCAGUCAUUUGUCAACCACAAACGAGCAAUAUGCAAGCGUUGCAGUGGGAGCAGUUCGUCCUGAAACCACCCUCGUCCAAUGGAUCCUUGUCGUAGAAGAAGCGCACUCGGAGGCAUUUGUGCCAGUGGUUCGAUUACGGAAGAUUAUUCUCGCCUGCCUCUUCGGGACGGCAGGCGCUAUUAUCCUCAUAGUCCCUCUUCUGACACAUUGGGCUGUGACUCCUAUACGGAGGUUGCGUGCGGCAGCUCGGAAAACUGUCGAGCCUGAAAUUGGAUCACUACCCCCAGGACCAGAAUCACAGGAUGCACACGCGGAGCCCUUUGAGCGAAACGAGGAACACAUCAAUGAAAAAGGGUCAGGCAGCACGUGGGUGGGCCGCCUCCGACGUCCCUUAGCACGAUUGAAUAGUUCCGCCAGCCUGCACAUUUCCAGAAAUACCCGAGGCUUCCAGAUACCCGGCAGGGUUAAAGAAAGGAAACAUUGGAUCACAGACGAGCUGACAGACCUGACCAAAACCUACAAUGAGAUGUCGGAUGAGCUCACAAUUCAGUACAAUCGGCUGGAAGAGCGAGUGGCUGAACGCACUAGGGAGCUUGAAAAAGCCAAAUUGGCUGCCGAGACUGCCAACGAGAGCAAGACCCUGUUCAUCGCCAACAUCUCGCACGAGCUGAAGACUCCUCUCAAUGGAAUCCUCGGCAUGUGCGCCGUAUGCAUGGGCGAGGAUGACCUUGCUCGCAUCAAAAAGUCACUUCAGGUGGUCUAUCAAUCAGGCGAUCUCCUUUUGCAUCUUUUGAAUGAUCUGCUCACAUUCAGCAAGAACCAGAUUGACCAAGCCAUUCAGAUCGAGGAGAAGGAGUUCAAGUUAUCCGAUAUUCGCUCUCAACUGUCUAUCAUUUUCCAAAAUCAAGUGAACGAAAAGCAAAUCGACUUUAGCGUCAACUUUGUGUCCGGAUCAAUCACCGAGCCCAAAGGAACUGUGUGUCGUGACAGAGGGUCGGAACAAACAUACCCAGUCCUCAGUCCAGCGCAGCCUAUUAGACUGGCAGACAUGGUCCUUUGGGGUGAUCAGCAUCGCAUCCUUCAGGUACUAAUCAAUUUGGUCAGCAACAGUCUCAAGUUCACACCCGAGAAUGGGAAGGUGGAAGUCCGCGUCCGCCUCGUGGAUGAACCUUUGGGUCUUGCGAACCCGGUGACCUCAAGGGAUGGGCCUCGCCAUAACUCACGACUACGCUCUCAGACUACCUCAAGUGCAAACUCUUCCAUGCGUCGUACAUUUGAUGCGACCGAAAACCAAGCCGGAGGACAAAGGCUAUCACAGUCCAGCUUUCGCCAGCUCGACUUCCAAUUUGAAGUCGAAGAUAACGGGCCAGGAAUCCCUAGCCAUCUUCAUCGGCGUAUUUUUGAUCCCUUUGUGCAAGGGGAUCUAGGAUUGAAUCGGAAAUACGGAGGAACAGGGCUGGGCCUCAGCAUCUGUGCUCAGUUAUCCCGCAUUAUGAGGGGUGAUAUUCUGCUCGAAAGCGAGGAAGGCAAGGGUGCCCUUUUCACGUUAAAGAUUCCCCUAGGAUACGUCAAAGAAUUGGCGCCAAGCACUCAUGCUUCUAGCAUCCCAGGGUCACGAACCCCCAGUGUUCUCUCCUUGGAGGAGUUCUCCAACCCUGCGCGAACACCAUCCAAUAACGGCUCAGUGACAAAUGAAGCUCCUGCGCCUGGGUUUGAUAAAUCAGAGAUCCAACCGCGGUUGGUUGGCUUCAGUCAACCAUUUUUUACACCUACGGUUCCGUCGUCGCCUGCGUCAACGCCUAACAAGUUGCCGACCUCCACGGACAGGGCUGAUCGAUCAAAGAAAAUUCGCGUUUUGGUCGCCGAGGAUAACACCGUGAACCAGGAAGUAGUUCGACGGAUGCUUGCAUUAGAGGAAGUCUAUGAUGUGAUGAUUGUCAAAGAUGGCCAGGAGGCCUACGAUACUGUCAAGUCUAGUAUGGAGAAAGGCGAGGUAUUCGACCUGAUCUUCAUGGAUAUUCAGAUGCCCAAUCUCGACGGCAUUGAAAGCACCCGCCUCAUCCGACAGAUGGGCUACUCUGCUCCCAUUGUCGCACUGAGUGCUUUUGCAGAAGAGAGCAACGUCAAGGAUUGUAUGGAUUGCGGAAUGGAUAUGUUUAUCAGUAAACCUAUCCGCAGGCCUGCGUUAAAGCAAGUACUCAGCAAGUUCUCCACAAUCAUUGAGGAAAGCGAAGUUGGCACAUAA